CCGUGUCCUUGUCCCUGCCUCCUGGCAGUGAGGAGCCACCCAGCAGCCGGAUUGUGAUUGGGUAGGGGGAGUGGGGCUCUUGACACAAGCGUGGUGCUGACUUCUCCGGGACGUGUUUCAACAGAUGGUCGAGGUUAGAGAGUGUCAUCACAUCGGAGCGAGGAUUAGAGGAGAGAGGUUGUCUUCCAGGAGCUGUGUGGUCCCCCCCCCUCCUCCUCCUUCUACACUUGAAACUCAAAAUCCCAGCACCAGGAGACAAACUCCUCCACGAGGGAAGGAAGGUCUGGUGAAGAACGUGAGGAUAAAGCUCAGACAGGACUCCUUGCCUACUGCCUACCAGUGAUCAUUCCAUCAAGUUCUCUAGCUGUCUGGUUCUCUUGGACGCCAUGCUAAUUCACUGGCUCUCCUGGCUGGUCCUGCUGUCUGUGGACUGGACUCCAGGCAGCCAAGCCUUUACCACCACCAGGGCUCAGGGGAUUAGGGGUCGCAUCCAGCGGGACCGCCGAAAUAUCCGGCCCAACAUCAUCCUCAUCAUGACCGAUGACCAGGAUGUUGAGUUGGGAUCUCUGCAGGUGAUGAAUAAAACCAGAAAGAUAAUGGAAGACGGUGGCACAAGUUUUAUCAAUGCCUUUGUCACCACACCGAUGUGCUGCCCGUCACGGUCAUCCAUGCUGACGGGAAAGUACGUCCACAACCACAACACCUACACCAACAAUGAGAACUGUUCCUCCCCGUCUUGGCAAGCGCAGCAUGAGCCACGCUCCUUUGCGGUCUACCUCAAUAACACAGGUUACAGGACAGCCUUUUUCGGCAAAUACCUCAACGAGUACAACGGCAGCUACAUUCCGCCUGGGUGGCGUGAAUGGGUCGGAUUGAUCAAAAAUUCCCGCUUCUAUAAUUACACUGUCUGUCGGAACGGAUUCAAGGAGAAACAUGGCGCUGACUAUGCCAAGGAUUAUUUCACAGAUCUGAUCACCAAUGACAGCAUCAGCUUCUUCCGAAUGUCCAAGAAGAUAUACCCUCACCGUCCUGUGAUGAUGGUCAUCAGCCACGCCGCCCCUCAUGGACCAGAAGACUCGGCCCCACAGUAUGCUGAGCACUUCCCCAAUGCUUCACAGCAUAUUACCCCGAGCUAUAACUACGCCCCAAACAUGGACAAGCAUUGGAUCAUGCAGUACACGGGCCCCAUGAGGCCAAUCCACAUGGAGUUCACCAACUUCCUGCAUCGGAAAAGGCUGCAGACCCUUCUAUCUGUGGAUGAGUCUGUGCAGAAGGUUUAUGACAUGCUGGAGGAAACUGGCGAGCUAGACAACACCUAUAUCAUCUAUACAGCAGACCACGGCUACCACAUUGGUCAGUUUGGGUUAGUCAAGGGAAAGUCAAUGCCGUAUGAUUUUGAUAUCCGGGUGCCGUUCUUCUUGAGGGGACCAAAUGUGGAUCCAGGGGCAGUAAACCCCCAUUUGGUGCUGAACAUCGACCUAGCUCCCACAAUUCUUCACAUUGCCGGACUCGACACCCCCCCAGAUAUGGAUGGAAAGUCCAUCCUUAAGUUGCUGGAACAGGAGCGGACUGGCAACAGAUUCAAACCCAACCGGAAACCCAAAGUCUGGAGAGAUACAUUCCUGGUGGAGCGAGGUAAGAUCCUGAGGAAGAAGGAUGACUCUAUGAGCACUCAGCAGACCAACAGUCUUCCAAAGUACAAGAAGGUCAGAGAAACAUGCCAGCUGGCAGAACUCCAGACACCUUGCGAGCAGCCAGGACAGAAAUGGCACUGUGUGGAGGAGAUCACAGGGAAGUGGAGGAUCCAGAAGUGUAAAGGUGGCUCUAAGGAAGGGUCCAGGAAGAGGGUUCGCAGCCUAAGACCCCCCAGCAGUUAUGACAACAGAGAGAAAGUGUGUGACUGUGAGGACCCUUUGUACAAACCAACCAGAGCCGAUCGGCGUUCCCAAAGACGGUUCUCCUCAGGAGGACAGCGUUAUCGCCCUCGUUUUGUACACACCCGGCCUGCUCGAUCGCUGUCUGUGGAAUUUGAGGGCCAGAUAUACGACGUCGACCUGCAAGCAGAUGACCAGUCUGGCAUCCGCCGCCGCGGCAUCUCAAAGCGACACUACAACUCAGAGGACCCAGAAUACGAUUUGGGGUCUGAUGACGGGUCAGAGGAAAUGCUGGCGGACGAUACCAAUGCAGUGGGAUACCUAAACUCUGUGAAAGUUACUCACAAGUGCUACAUCCUGAUGAAUGACAGCAUUCACUGUGAGAGAGAAAUCUACCAAUCUUCUAAAGCCUGGAAAGAUCAUAAGAGCUAUGUUGAUCAGGAGAUUGAAGCCCUUCAAGACAAAAUUAAGAACCUUCGAGAAGUCAGAGGCCAUCUGAAAAGGACGCGACCAGGAGAUUGUGACUGUGGAAAGAGCUAUUUUAACAAAGGCUUCAGAAACAAGGGAGAGAGACUGAAGGGCAGGAAUGAUCAGCUCCAUCCAUUCAAGGAGACCACACACGACAUCGAAGGGAAGACCCAGCUGUAUAAUGAGAUCCGGCGCAGGAAGAAGGAAAGGAAGGAGAAGAAGCGGCAGAGGAAGGGAGACGACUGCAGCCUGCCAGGCCUCACUUGCUUUACACAUAACAACGACCACUGGCAGACCGCUCCCUUCUGGACAUUGGGUGCAUUCUGUGCUUGCACCAGCUCCAACAACAACACCUACUGGUGCCUGAGAACCAUCAAUGAGACCCAUAACACACUCUUCUGUGAGUUUUCCACCGGCUUCCUGGAAUACUUUGAUCUCAACAGUGACCCGUACCAGCUGACAAACGCAGUUUACGCUGUGGAUCGGGACGUCCUGAACUCACUCCACGCACAGCUCAUGGAGAUGAGGAGUUGUCAAGGGUACAAGCAGUGUAAUCCUCGACCUAAAGGCUCGGAUACAGCACACAGCCAGUAUGGGAAGGACGACAGGGUUAAGCUGCCCAACCUGACAGAUGAGGAGGUGAACUGGCAGGAAUUGGAGGAUUUGUAUAGCAUAAACGAAAGCCUGUAUGAAUGUAGGCCUGACUACAGACCCAGCCCAGACAACUGGGCCAAUUUCCAGAAGGAUGUUGAUAAAAUGUUUGCACUGCGACGUGUUUUAAACCCAUUCAACCGAACUCAAAAGCUCGACGACUCCACCCUGCCAGAGCUGGGCUCUGGGGCCGGGGGUGGAAGCCUCGAGGAGGCCAGCGGAGACGAGCCGGCCUCCGCCAGUGACGUCUGGCCGGUCUUGGCUUCAGAGACUCGACUCGCCACCCCCGAUCCCAGCAGAAAGCCACCAGCACCUUCAAAGCCAGAACAGAAACUGGGAUCUGUUGUAAACGACCUUCCUGAUAGCCUUGAGAACGGACUCAAGGAGUCCGUUUUGUCACAGUCAAGUCCGCACAGACCCAAGGUCAUCCCGAGCGACAUGUGGGCGCGGCAGCUGGAGGAGCUGGAGGACGAAAUAUUUAGCGGGAACGGGCCGACUGAGAUGGAGGCUCGACACGAUGGCCUCAUGCGCACGCACAACAGCCUGCGUGCCCAGUUAGAUUCCAACCAGCAGGUCCCGGGCUCCAGCCUGGACCCUGAAGACGAGGAGGACAUUUUCCAGGCUCAAGGCUAUCUCCCUCUCUCCCCGCAGACUCUGAGGCCAAAAGUGCAGAGCAUCACCACAAAAAGCCCAGCCAUCACCUCCCCCACACAGACUAGCAGCACUCAGACUGUCGGGGUGGUCCUAAAAGCCCCACCCCAGGCCCCACUGCCCCUGAGCUUGGACUACGGGGGAAGCGGCUCGGUGACUGAGCCCUCCAUGAAGACCCUCUGAGGCAGAUGGGUGGCCCAGUAAACCUGCCGGAGAUCCGCUACAGACACUAGUUAGAAGAUAAUCUGUGCAGGACGAACAGUCAAGUCAGAUUUAUAUGACAAGUCAUAAAGUUAUUUUUUUUUACUGGUGCCAACAUUUAUUAGGUAACACUGUUACUAAUAAAUGCGUGUAUAAAAAAAAAAGUAUAUAUAUAAAUAUAUAAAAGCCUUAAUGCAGCCAAACUGCAGUUGCUAUUAAAGAUGAUCAUUUCCAUAAAGAGGCUGAAUAUUGUUUAUGAAUAUUUAAUGUUCUAUAGAAACAGUGGGUGGUGAAAUCAUCUCAGCAGCUGAAUAGGUGAUUACACAGUCACUCUGUGGUCUUCUGCCCAAUCACAGGACCCUCGGAGAACUUCACCGCAUCAACACACAAAUGUGUUUCCAUUACGACCUCAGAGCUCAUAAAUUACAACGAAAUUGGACAACAGAAACAAAAGGCGGAGUGUGGAUUUGUUAGCAUUUUCCUUCAAUGUAUCAGUAAUUUAGAUCGGACAAUCAUGAAAGCAUUUACUUUAGACUGUUAUGUAGCGCCAGUUAAUCAGUCACAGUCAAAUGUACAGACAAAAACAGCAAAACGCUGCCGUUUCUGAUGUCACUAAAUAAUUACUACUGUGGAGGAUGACCAAGGUCUCUGAUCAUACAGAGUUAUAGCACUCCCCACAUUUACAGGCACCCCGGUGUGAACGGUUUUUAAAAAACUAAGCAAACUUUAAAAUAUAUUAUUCAAUUGCAGUAGCAUAAUCAAACAUUAGAAAAAUCUAACAUUUAACUAUCUGGGUAUUAUCUAUUAAUUUAACACCCCUUGAUGAUCCACUUUUUGUCAGAAACCUCUAAAUUUAUAUUUAAAAUGCCAGAUUUCCCCACAAUGCUGUGCCCUCUAAUUAGGUUACCAGGACCUUUUAGGAAAAACAAACACAGUGUAGGAUCUGUGAUGCUGCAGGUUUAACAGUGGUCUUGCUCUUCCACAUAUUUAUCCUCCAUGUGCAAACGAUGACAAACCUCAACAAACCUUGUUGAAAAAAUCGGUCAUAGUCUCGUCACACACAAAUCACAGUGCCAGUUGUUGAAAUCAUAGUUGCAUUUGGGAAAAUAUGUGUCUGUUUGUAAUGAUUAUUCAGAAAAUGUUUCUUCCUGGUACGCUUCUUUAAAAAGGGAUCUAAAAGAUGCCUCUCAUGGUUGUUAUGAAGGAAUCUAAGAGAUCAAGUUUGUUAUGGUUUUCAUCCUGAGCUUUGCAUUUUUUUACCUUUAUUACCAUCUGUUAGACCAUCUUGUCUCAGCAAGUCUUCAUUGUCACGUUUCUAUUAUUUUUCCAUAUUUCUAAAUUGUAGCUCUUAGUAUGACAAAGACUGAGAAGUUGCUCUUUUUUUCGAGCAAUUGCCUGACUUGCAAUUCUUUAUUUGGAAUAUUUUCUUAAUUUGUGGCUUAGUGAAACGGUUGUUAUGCCAUAUCUUUAAGAAAGGUUUAAAAAUUCAUAUCUGUAAAUUUAAAAAAUCACUUUGUAGAAUUUCAUUACUUUUAUUUUUUUCACAUUGGAUAGAUGGACUCAAAUUAAAGGUUAGGUUUUUCUACUUUUUUUUUUUUCUAUGUAAAAUUAUGCAACUGCAAUAAUAAAAAAAACAAAUUCUUUUUACGCAUCUUCACCAGGGAUGAUGCAUGUUGAGGUGGUGUGCAAAUGGGAACAUUUAAACUGUGCUAUUUUUUUUUAAACUGAGCUCUUUUUAUAUGACAGUAUAUUUUGAUCUAAAGCAAUGGUCAACCAGUUGAAUAAUGUCCGAGAUGUAUUUAACUUUAAUCUUAUUCCACAAAAAGUCUCAUUCUGCCUUCUUGACGACCAACUGUGGUUUCAGGAAAGCCAUGAUGCUGUUGCUGAAAUAAACUGUUAACUUGAA
This is a messenger RNA of Xiphophorus maculatus (southern platyfish), 5751 nucleotides long. It is a transcript of the gene sulf1, whose product is annotated as sulfatase 1. Gene Ontology annotation, cellular component: endoplasmic reticulum; Golgi apparatus; cell surface. The coding region runs from base 387 to 3827 and encodes 1146 amino acids. The record is from RefSeq and is a predicted model, not a curated record. The transcript has 19 exons. NCBI's taxonomy places the organism in Eukaryota, Metazoa, Chordata, Actinopteri, Cyprinodontiformes, Poeciliidae. Gene Ontology annotation, molecular function: N-acetylglucosamine-6-sulfatase activity; calcium ion binding; glycosaminoglycan binding.